Molecule: messenger RNA, 654 nt
Organism: Phialemonium atrogriseum
Lineage: Eukaryota; Fungi; Ascomycota; Sordariomycetes; Cephalothecales; Cephalothecaceae
Exons: 5
Coding region: 1-654 (217 amino acids)
Source: RefSeq, a predicted model, not a curated record
AUGAAGUCUCUCCACCUUGUUGCUGGCCUGUCCAUUGUGGCGCAGGUACUUGCCAAGCAAGCCCCGACACUCGAGGUAGUUGCGAGGCAGAUGUGUAGCUGGGAGGGCCACUGCAGAGGUGACCCCUGCCGUACCGAAAACGACUGCGACGGUUACAUGACAUGCGCCGCCGGCCGGUGCGCGAGCACAUCGGCCGGUGGGGGACCACCCGCCACCCGGUCGACACGCCCACCGAUAUUCACGAUCCCGACAGAACCAACGACCUCCGCCAGACUGUCUAGUGGGCCAUCUCGAUCGACUUCAACCAGGCCGCCGGGUAUAGUCCCUGGUCGACCAACGUCGACACAACCCUCCACUUGCGAGUGGACUGGCCAUUGCAUCGGCGACGCAUGCAAGACCGAGAACGACUGCGACGCCGACUUCAUAUGCCGGGCAGGGCGAUGCGCCAGCCCGGAUGAAGAGGCCCCGACGCAGGGUUUCCCGCUGCCCACCCGGACCACGACGAUCCCGGUGCCGGUCCCCUCGGAUGACUGUGAAUGGACUGAUCACUGUCUUGGCGACCCCUGCGCUGCCCACGAGGACUGUGACGGCGAUCUUGCCUGCGUCGAUGAGCACGCAGCCACCGUCCGCCGGAUCCCCCUGUGCAGCUGGUAG